Messenger RNA from Pecten maximus, 2107 nucleotides. RefSeq names its product beta,beta-carotene 15,15'-dioxygenase-like. Gene Ontology annotation, molecular function: beta-carotene 15,15'-dioxygenase activity; carotenoid dioxygenase activity. The coding region runs from base 45 to 1607 and encodes 520 amino acids. NCBI's taxonomy places the organism in Eukaryota, Metazoa, Mollusca, Bivalvia, Pectinida, Pectinidae. The transcript has 2 exons. The record is from RefSeq and is a predicted model, not a curated record. Gene Ontology annotation, biological process: carotene catabolic process; retinal metabolic process.
AUGUGAUAAGUGGGAUACUGUAACAAACUAGUUGACAUACAAACAUGGCCAGGCUCUACUCACUUCUCGUCGUAUUUGGGGUUGGUUUGGCUCUGUGUGGCGCGACCGAUCCACCACAAGACGACGAUUGUCCGAACUUCGACGAAUGGUUCUUUUCAAACAACCAAACGUACGAAAAUCACCCGAUUGAGUUCGAAAACCCUCUACCGAAAUGGCUUCGUGGGACGCUGAUAAGGAAUGGAGCAGGACAAGUGGAAAUGGGUAACAGGAAAUUCGUCAACUUCUUCGAUGGCUUUGCAAAACUGAACAGCUGGAGGUUUCCAGGCAAUGGAUCCGCUUUCUUUACCACGAAAUUCAUCCAAUCUAAGGUGUAUACCGAAUCCGUCGCUAAGAAUGACAUUGCACCUUUUCUAACUUUUGAAGGUGUCGUUCCACCGUUCGGAGAAAUUGAGCGAUACGAAUCCUUCUUGCUGAAUAUGGACAACACUGUCGUUAAUGUAUUUAACUACUCCAACAAGAUAGUAGCCAUGAACGACAUCUGGAAGGUGUAUGAAGUUAAUCCUCUUACAUUGGAUACUAUCGGCGUGGUGAACCCACCAACACCACCGACCAAGUAUUCCAACUUAGCCCGGCUUAAUGUAAUGUCAACUGCUCAUCCCGUGAAAGAAUACGGCACGCCGCACACGUUUGACAUCCUCAACACGUUCAGUCUUAUUCCUGGAAUGAAGGAACGGUUGUCGGUGGUUCGAGUUACUUCGCUUGCAGGGCGCGAACUAGUCGCAGAAUGGGAAAUCGACAGAACGUCCUACAUGCACUCGUUCUCUGUCACUCCAAAUUACGUUGUACUGCUUGCUGCGCCUUACUAUGUGAACAUGAACGACAUGCUCAAGUACGCUUCCGUUGUUGGCGGGAUGGCGUGGAACGCUCAAGAUAACGCUACGUUCUAUGUCGUAGAAAUCAAAACAGGAAAGGUUCACACGCUUGUUACUGGAAACGUCUUCGUAGUUCAUCAUAUUAAUGCAUUCGAAAGUCCUGACGGUAAAAUCGUUUUAGAUGUUCCAGCACAACCAAACCCAUACGCCUUUUCAUUGUACGACUUAGCAUACAUUCAUAACAAGACCGCUAGAGUCAACCUGAUUGCCAAACCCGUUUUGACGCGUUACACUUUAGACUUGAAGACCAAAAAUGUUCAGCGCGUUUCUUUUGAAAGUGGACCAAAGGCUCCUUGUGUCAGCGCCUUAGAAAUGCCCGUGUUCAACGAGAACUACCGCCAUGGGAACUACUGUUACAUCUAUGGCCAGGUUAUCAACUAUAACGGGAAGGGCUUCAGUCACAUCGCUCUCGUCAAAAAGGAUGUGUGCAACAACGCCGGAGACCUUAUGUAUACCGCACCCCACCAGUACCUUACAGAACCCUGGUUCGUCCCUAUGCCUGGAGGCAAGGAUGAAGACGACGGCGUGUUGGUGGCGUCAGCUUUCGACGGGGACAAGAAGGCCAGUUACCUACUAAUGCUCGACCCUAAAACCAUGACAGUGAUUAACCGAUCCUACAUGCCCACACGAAUACCUUUCAACUUCCAUGGCAGGUUUUUUGAUGCCGUGUACUAAGCAAAACGCCAGAAGUGUGUCCAUCAGGAUGAUCCUGAACGGCAGUGCAGUCUUUCGUCUUUAAUACAUUUUAGUAUUCUAAAGGAUCUUAGUAUCUGUUUAAAAAAUAAAACUGAGAAAAAAAAUAGUCUGCUUUAUUUUUCCAAGGUACAUAAUCGGUUAGUUAGUUAGGUAGUUAGUAAGUUUGUUAGUUAGUUAUGGAUUCUGAACGGCCCAUCAAAUGAUAAGGUCAUUUGGAUAAAAAAAAACAGUGAAAAAAGGCUUAGAUUCGAUAAACAGGAAUUUAUCUUUCGCAAGCGAAUCAGUAAACUUACUACGUUCAACCUAGAUACAUCUAAAUGCCUGGAAUAAGAACAUAAUUUAAAGAGUCUAAACAAAUAGUAUAAAAAAGGUCACAGAAGUUUAAUAUCCAAAAGUAACUUAACAAAAUACGUUCAUGUAUUGACACACAAAUACAGCAGUGGCUACAAAUCUAUAAUGAGGAUAUACUAUCUCUGACC